UUUCCUGACCUGCUACAGUACAAUGCAUCCAUCCCUCAACUUCCCCUCUCUGAAUCAAGUCUGUGUAUUCACAGAGGUAGUCUGUGUGAAGUCAUUGUCACCAUGGCAUGGAGUACCAACAGCACCAAACUGGACAACAUCACAUUGUCCCUGUUCCAGAACACGACAGCCAGCACUGCUAUCUCCAUCAUCUACAUCGUGGUCACCGUCAUCAACCUGAUAGGAAAUGGCCUCUCCAUGUGGCUUCUCCUCUUCCGUACCUCUCCCAAAACCCCCUCCAUUAUCUUCAUGAUAAACCUGACCCUGACUGACCUGGUCUUGGGCCUCGUCCUGCCCUUCCAGAUCAAGUAUCAGAUGCAGGGGCAUAAUUGGAGCCUGGGCCCGGGCGUAUGCAGGCUCCUGACCCUGGUGUUCUUUGCCAACAUGUACUGCUCAAUUCUAACUAUGACCGCCAUCAGUGGAGACCGCUACCUGGGCAUCUGUUGGCCCAUGCUCUUCCGUGAGACCAGGGAAAGGAAGUCAUUCGCUGUUAUCGGCUGUUUGGCCAUGUGGACAGUCGUCCUAUCUGUCCUGUACCCAUUAAUGACAACCGACCUGACUUUCCACGUUCCAGAACUCGGGAUCACCACCUGCUUUGACGUUCUGAAGAGGGACAUGCUUCCAUCGAUGGAGGCCUGGGCUGCUUUCCUCCUUACCCUGUUUGUCAUCCUUUUCUUCAUCCCGUUCUGCAUCACUGUAUUCUGCUACGUCGGCAUCAUCCGCAAGCUGGCCCGAGUUUCCAAGACCAACCAGAAAGAGAAAGCUAUCCGUCUUGCCGUCACCGUCCUAACGGUCUUCACACUUUGCUUUGCUCCCAACAACAUCCUCCUCCUGGCUCACACCAUCCGGAGGCUCUUCUACGGGGACUCCCUCUACAUGGCCUACAAGCUGACUCUUUCCCUCAGUUGCCUCAACAGCUGCCUCGACCCCUUCAUCUACUACUUUGCCUCUAGGGAGUUCCGUCAAAAGCUGAGGCAGAUGCUAAGGCUGAGAACACUGAGCAGUCUGGACACAGGGAAGACAGACCCGCACCGAGAGAGCCUGUACUCUGCCCAGUAUGUGUCUGGGGGACAGGGCGGAGAAAACGGCAGAGUUUCUGUUAAACAACACUGUUAAAAACUUUGUCUGUAAAGUGAAGAGAGAGGGCAGAUGACAACCGAAAUGACAUGUCGCAAUGUCUCGUGUUGGGACAAAUGACAUUUCACAAUAAUUUUACAGGAUGGAAUGUUUUUGUGUGCUGUAUAUAGAUUAACAAACUAGGACAGAUGGUGCUUCUGCAUUUCCAAAGUUAGGGCUCUAUUCAAUCAGAUCUACUUUUGCCGACAUCCGCAUAGCUGUUGUUUUGAUGCUGUCAGAGGUGGAACUGAUUUAGAGCUGACAAAUCCACAAGUCGCUCCUGGCAGUAAACCUAAAGAGGACAUUGCAAGUGAUUUCGCAUUAACAUUGAAAGUGAUUUUGCAUUAACAGAAAUCAUUUGCAGCCUUGUUUACAAGUUUGAACACUGGAAUGUGAGAUGUAAUCGACACCUGGUUUAAGAUGAUAGAAUUUAGUUGAAUGAUUUUUCAAUUCAACACUCGCUCUGAACUUCUAACGGAAGUUAGGGGCGGGUGUGGCUUUCCUGACAGUGAUUGCAAGAGCCGCUGCUCACUAAUUUGACAGCUCCAAUGCAGUUCCACCUCCGACACUACCAAAACCUCGGCUUAAUAUGAUUGAAUCUUGGCCUUAGUUAAAAAGAAAACAGAAAAAAAGGGUUAUUUAUUUUGUGAAAGAAUGUUGCAACUUGCAUAAAGAUAGGAAUAAGAUAGUGUGGCGAAGUGAGAGCAAGGCUCCUCUCACCACCAAUGUGCUCUCUGCCUCCUGCCAAUUCGGGCAAAUUCAUUACUUCAUUAUGUGAAUUAUGAAGUAUACCCUUUGUUUGUUCAAUGUUUAUUGAUUCCCCGCUAAUUAUAUCACCAGUAAUGCAUUUUCUGUUAAUCACCAUAAUUUCCCAGUAAUUUAGACCGUUAUGGUUUGGUUACAUCGCUAAUCUUUGUUCUUUCCUGAAAUAUAUAUGCAUAUGAAUUUACCGUUCUAAUUCUCAGAGGGGACACAUUGUUUUCAGAUCUCACAAACUAUGCUACACUUGUCAGAAAUACGUUUUGGGUUAUUUAAUUCGAUGUAGGAGUUUCCAGUCAUUUUCUCCAACGUCGUUAGUUUGGAACGCUCAAAGUUUGCAUUUGUCUGGUUUCUUCGUCCUUUCUAAUGUUGAGAGCACACACAUCUGAGCAUGGAUAGAAAUAGGCCUAGGGCUAUAUGGCCUCUGUGUUAUGAUUGAGGUCAAAACUGUGAGUUGAAAGAAAAUUAUGAAGUGGUCAAUUUAGAAACUGUGAUUAAAUGUUAUACUCAAGCCUUGAUGGAUAUAGAAAUGAUCUUUGGAAGUGCAUAUGUAUAUUUUUGAAGUCCUGUGAUUCAGAUUAGUUUUGGUUUCUCAGCACGGCCGAAAGUACUUACCACCAGUCUAAACAGAGUGCCUGCUGUAAUUUGCAAACCGAUUUGGCAGUCAGACGCCCACUGGCGGGGUGGUCCCUAAAACACACCACGCAGUCAGCGAACGGCAGGCCAUAAUUCGGUGGAUGUGUUUUCACCUUUAAGGGAAGGCUGUGUAGUCUUGCCCUACCUGUGUAUGUUCAGACAGGUUAAGCCUUAAGAUUCCUAGGUUAUUUAUUUUGGCUGUUGCCAGUGUAUAAUAUAUAUUGAAAAUCUAAACAACAAUAUCUAGAAAACAACUGGCUGUAACUAAACCACUCCUUAAAAAAAACUGAUCUUGAUCCAGAUGAUCUGAAAAUUAUAGGCCCAUCUCAAACCUCCCGAGUGGUGCAGCGGUCUAAGGCACUGCAUCUCAGUGCUUGAGGCAUCACUACAGACACCCUGGUUCAAUUCCAGGCUGUAGGACAACCGGCCAUGAUUGGGAGUCCCAUAGGGCGGUGCACAAUUGGCCCAGCGUCGUCCCGUCCAGGUUUGGCCUCUGUAGGCCGUCAUUGUAAAUAAGAAUUUUUUCUUAACUGACUUUCCUAGUUAAAUAAAUUUUAAAUAAAUACAAAAAAUAACAAAUUUUCCUUUCAAAGAUUCUAGUGAAAACUGUUGCUCACCUUCUUCCAACAGCGCCACCAUGAGGCCAAACACAACCAUACUCUACAGGUUAGCUAUACUCACAUCCCUGAGCAUGUGUGCCAAAUUCCAUGACUCUACCAACAGAUAGAUAUUGUGUUCCGCUUAUAGCGCCACCAUGUGGUUGAUCUGAGUAUGUUUGCAUAUGAGACUUGAUAGUGUUUUGAAAAUGUAUAUUAAGAUUUGUUACAGUACGAGUAAUCAUGUCUGAUUUACAGGGUUGGGUAGGUUACUUUCUAAAUGUAAUAUGUUACAGUUACUAGUUACCUGCCCAAAAAUUGUAAUCAGUCACAUAACAUUUGGAUUACCCAAACUCCGUAACGGAAUCAGAUGACAGCCCGCUUGGAGUUUGCCAAAAGGCAUCUGAAGGACUCAGACCAUGAGAAACAAGAUUCUUUGAUCUGAUGAAACCAAGAUUGAACUAUUUUGCCUGAAUGCCAAAUGUCAUGUCUGGAGGAAACUUGGCACCAUUCCUAUGGUGAGGCAUGGGGGGGGGAAGUAGAUCAUGCUGUGGGGAUGUUUUUCAACGGCAGGUACUGGGAGUCUAGUCAGGAUUGAAGGAAAGAUGAACAGAGAAAAGUACAGAGAGAUACUUGAUGAAAACCUGCUCCAGAGUUCUCAGGACCUCAGACUGGGGCGAAGGUUCACCUUCCAACAGGACAACGACCCUAAACACACAGACAAGACAACUCCAGCGUAGCUUUGGGACAAUUCUCUGAAUGUUGUUGAGUGGCCCAGCAGAGCCCGGAAUUGAACUCUGGAGAGACCUGAAAAUAGCUGUGCAGCAAUGCUUCCCAUCCAACCUUAGAGCUUGAGAGGAUCUGCAGAGAAAAAUGGGAGAAACUCCCCAAAUACAGGUGUGCCAAGCUUGCAGCAUCAUACCCAAGAAGACUCAAGGAUGCAAUCACUGCUAGGUGCUUCAACAAAGUACUGAGUAAAGGGUAUGAAAAAUUAUGUAAAUAUGAUAUCAGUUUUUUUUUGUACAUUUUCAAAAAUGUCUAAUCCUGCUUUUGCUUUGUCAUUUUGAGGUAUUAUGUGGCCAAUUAGUGCCAAUUAGUGGGAGAAUCCAACCAACCUGAACACACUUAACAGGAUAGAGGGAUAAGGGAUAGAGUUUUGUUGAUGCUGAGAACGGAAGGUAUACGUUUUUAAAUUAUAUUAUUAAAAUUAUUAAAUUAACAUUAUUAAAAUGUUCUCUGAACGUUACAA
Oncorhynchus masou masou (cherry salmon) is the source of this 4395-nucleotide messenger RNA. Its product is annotated as P2Y purinoceptor 8-like. The record is from RefSeq and is a predicted model, not a curated record. The coding region runs from base 103 to 1155 and encodes 350 amino acids. Gene Ontology annotation, molecular function: thrombin-activated receptor activity. The transcript has 3 exons. Gene Ontology annotation, cellular component: plasma membrane. Gene Ontology annotation, biological process: blood coagulation; positive regulation of Rho protein signal transduction; phospholipase C-activating G protein-coupled receptor signaling pathway. Lineage: Eukaryota; Metazoa; Chordata; Actinopteri; Salmoniformes; Salmonidae.